CGCAGCGGAGCGGCAGAGACAGAUCCAGCAGGGAGGGGACACAGUCAGACAAGGAGGAGGGACAGCCGGGCAAGACAAACAGCACUGAAAAUACCGAGCGGUACUCGCCGUGACAGCGUCUGUCAACAUCGCGGAAACACCCGGGGCACUAUUUUUUCACCCCAUGCAUUAUUAGAAACAGCCCGUCGUCACCAUGACAGCGGAGGAAACCAUAAAUGUGAAGGAGGUGGAGAUCAUUAAGGGGAUCCUGGACUUUCUUAACUCCAGGAAGUUGCACAUCAGCAUGUUGGCCCUGGAGAAGGAGAGCGGCGUAAUCAAUGGGCUUUACUCGGACGACAUGCUCUUCCUCAGGCAACUGGUCCUUGACGGCCAGUGGGACGAAGUCUUGCAGUUCAUUCAGCCUUUGGAGUGCAUGGAUAAGUUUGACAAAAAAAGGUUUCGUUACAUCAUCCUCAAGCAGAAGUUUCUGGAGGCUCUGUGUGUGAAUAACGCCAUGUCAGCAGAAGAUGAGCCACAGCAUUUGGAGUUCACCAUGCAGGAAGCAGUCAAGUGUCUCCAUGCCCUGGAAGAGUUCUGUCCCUCUAAAGAUGACUACAGCAAACUGUGUCUGCUCCUCACACUGCCCCGCCUCACAAACCAUGCUGAGUUCAAGGACUGGAACCCGAGCACGGCCAGGGUGCAGUGUUUUGACGAGGCCUGCAACAUGGUAGCCGAUUUCAUCCCUGCGGACAGGAAGCUGAGUGAGGCUGGAUUCAAGGCCAGUAGGGAUCGACUCUUCCAGCUGCUCCUCAAGGGAGUCCUCUACGAGUGCUGUGUGGAGUUCUGCCAGAGCAAGGCAACAGGCGAGGAGAUCACGGAGGGCGAGGUCCUCCUGGGUGUUGACAUGCUCUGCGGUAACGGCUGUGACGACCUAGACCUGUCUCUGCUCUCCUGGAUGCAGAACCUCUCCCACACCGUCUUCUCCUGCGCCUUCGAACAGAAGCAACUCAACAUCCACGUGGACCGCUUGGUCAAGCCCACAAAGACCGGCUACGCCGACCUCCUCACCCCGCUCAUCAGCAAACUGUCUCCGUACCCCUCCUCCCCAAUGCGCCGGCCCCAGUCCGCUGACACCUACAUGUCCCGCUCUUUGAACCCCGCGCUGGACGGGCUGUCUUACGGGCUGUCCAGCCAGGAUAAGAGAGCGAGUGGCGGGGAGACAGCGCCGGGGAAAGGAGUCUCUCCCAUGUCACACUCGUUUGCCAACUUCCACUACCCCGGAGCAGGAGGGCAGAGUCUGAGCAGGAGUCUCAUGAUGGAGAGCUCUGACUGCCACAGCAUCUUUGAGGAAUCACCUGAAACGUCCAGGACAGACACACCCGUGGACAAGAUGAUGAGUUCGGGCGGAGCUCAGAACCUGCGUCCUGCCUCAGCUCCGGGCGAGGACGCACCAUCAGCUGACUCUGCUGACAGGAACGAGCUUCGCGAAUCAACAGAGAAGUAUGAGGAGUACUAUCGGCAGCGCUUUCGUGUGCAGCAGCACCUGGAGCAGAAGCAGCAGCAGAGGCAAUUGUACCAGCAGAUGCUGCUGGAGGGAGGCGUCCUGCUGGAGGGAGGCGUCCAGCAGGAGCCGCCGCCCAGCGACAUGCAGCACAGCCUCACAGAGAAGUUCCUCAACAGGUCCAUCCAGAAGCUGGAGGAGCUCAAUGUGGGGAUGGAGGAUUUAGGAGAGGAGGUGAAGUCUCUGGCCCAGCAGUGUAAUGGCAACGGGAACACGCCCGCCUCUGAGGACAAUAACAACCCUCCGCCUGUGACCCUGGAGAAGACCCAAGAAGGAGGGGUGCUCAGCAGCACUCCACAACGCACCGUGGGGGGCCGCCUGGUCCCGCCUCCAAAUGAGUCCCCUGUCGUCUCCCAGAGUGAGCAGAAAGAAAAAGAAGGUCAACAAGAUGACUCUCCAGGCUCCUUAUCCCGAAGUAAAGAGGGCGACCAGACCAAAAGCCUGUUUGUGCCGGUGCACACUCUGGAAGAUACUCAGGCCAUUCGAGCUGUCGCCUUUCACCCGUCUGGGUCGCUCUACGCCGCGGGAUCCAACUCCAAAACUCUACGCGUCUGUGCUUAUCCAGAAACAUUAGACACAAGUGGUUCAAGUCCACCGAAGCAGCCGGUGGUCCGCUUCAAGAGGAACAAACACCACAAAGGGUCCAUCUACUGUGUGGCCUGGAGCCACUGUGGGCAGCUGCUGGCUACAGGCUCCAAUGACAAAUAUGUCAAAGUCCUACCUUUUAGUGCAGAGACAUGCAACGCCACAGGCCCAGACCUGGAGUUCAGCAUGCAUGACGGCACCAUAAGAGACCUCGCCUUCAUGGAGGGUCCAGAAAGUGGAGGAGCCAUCUUGAUCAGCGCCGGAGCUGGAGACUGUAACAUCUACACCACCGACUGUCAGAGAGGACAGGGUCUGCACGCCCUCAGUGGACACACAGGUCACAUUCUGUCUCUGUAUACGUGGGGAGGCUGGAUGAUCGCCUCUGGCUCGCAAGACAAGACGGUGCGUUUCUGGGACCUCAGGGUGCCCAGCUGUGUCCGAGUAGUGGGAACUGCUUUCCAUGGCUCAGGCAGUCCUGUUGCCUCGGUAGCAGUCGAUCCUAGUGGUCGUCUCCUAUCGACGGGACAGGAAGACAGUGCAUGCAUGCUGUACGACAUCCGAGGAGGACGAAUCGUCCAGGUGUACCGGCCGCACUCCAGCGAUGUGCGAUCCGUCAGGUUCUCUCCUGGAGCGCACUACCUGCUAACUGGCUCCUACGACACAAAGGUCAUAGUCAGCAACCUCCAAGGUGACCUGACAAAGCCGUUGCCUCAGACUGUGGUGGGAGAGCACGGUGACAAGGUGAUUCAAUGUCGAUGGCACACACAAGACCUGUCCUUCCUCUCAUCCUCUGCUGACCGCACUGUUACACUCUGGACACACAACCCAUAACACACACACACACACACACACACACACACACACACAACCAGUUAAUAUCUGAAAGACACACAUUCCCCCUAAAACAACACUGCUCCUCCUGCACUAUGAACCCCGGCACACCUUACAGCUUGGAAAACACACACACACACACACACACACACACACACACACACACACACACACACACACACACACACACAUUAACACACAAACAGGUGAAUGGGCCUUUAACUUCUAUCUGUAGGAAACCAAAAUGGAUACAAACCUGUGAUACAUGAAAAGCACAUAUUGCAUGAUUUUUUGUUUGUUUUUUUACAUCACUCAAAUUGCAUUCGUCACCCCGACUGUCAGUCAUCUUGAGGGGACGAAACAGCUGAGUCAUUCAUUAUUCUCACCAUCAUUUCAUCUCCAGCUUCACUCCUUACACACACCAGUCCGUUGCUGCAUGUCCUUUUCACUGAGGAGUUGUUGAGGUUAAACGGGACAGAGUGCUUUGUUCAUGAUGGUGCCUUCCUUGAGUUCUCAGUUUCCAUAACAAAAUCGUAAAAACUAACAAACAAAAGAUGAUAUGGUCAUUUUUCAGGAUCAAAUUUUGUUAAGUUAUCUUGAGAAGUCCUACAUUCCUUCUCCUUUUGCAUAUCAUUUUCUUACAGCUGGUGUUAUGCUGCUAUUGUUGGAGGAAACAAAAGUUGAAUUUAUGGUGUAAAAAUGUUUCUCAGUGUGUCAGUGGUGAGCUUUUCCUAUCAGUGGGCAGAAUCUGUGGAAGUCAUUCUAUCUGUUGCUUCCCUGUGGGAUGUGCUGAUGUCUAAUGUUACUGUAUACACUGCUACAACUCAACAUGUGUAAACUUAGCUUGUGCAUUUGCUCUAAAUUUGAAAUCAGUGUUUUUGCGCUGAAGCUGUUACAGUGUCUUGCGAUGACUUGCUUGCAAUGGAAGAUUAUUAUUAUUAUUAUUAUUAUUAUUAUUAUUAUUAUUAUUAUUAUUAUGUCAGCAUCAAAGGGAAAUACAAAGUGUAGUUGAGCAUUCAAGUUGCGAGUCUUCAGAGUUCAAAAGCUUUGGUUUGUCUACUGUUACAGUAUAACAGUAGGUGGCAGACUUUGCCCACAGCGAGGGUCUAACCAUACGCACAAUGAUAUCUGAAUGGACGGGUGUGUUAAUAUUUAUUUAGAACCAGUAUUUGAAGCAUAUGCAUUGUUUUAUUUUCUUGUCUUUUACAUGCGCACUUUUAACAGUCUUCUAAUAUUGAUUCACUUACAAAGAUGUAUAUUUUAUGUUAAUGUAUAGUAUAUAUUGUUUUAACAAAUAAGGCCAAACUAAAACGUACAUAGAUGUAUUUAUUUCAGUUGAGUUUAUGUAUGUACAGUUAGUAUGUUUUGAAAUGCUAGUGGCUCUUGUAUUUAGCCUUUCCAAUUCUUGUUUUUAAAAGUGACUUAAAUUAAUUCAAGCUAACUCGACUCUGACUGCUGGUACGUUCAAUAAAGUGUCUUUUACACACG
Cottoperca gobio is the source of this 4444-nucleotide messenger RNA. It is a transcript of the gene wdr47a, whose product is annotated as WD repeat domain 47a. The transcript has 17 exons. Gene Ontology annotation, molecular function: protein binding. NCBI's taxonomy places the organism in Eukaryota, Metazoa, Chordata, Actinopteri, Perciformes, Bovichtidae. The coding region runs from base 194 to 2956 and encodes 920 amino acids. The record is from RefSeq and is a predicted model, not a curated record.